UCUCCGUCCUUUUCCUCGUUAACUCCAUUUUGAAAGUAAUAAUAAAGACUCGGAUUGGGCUUCUACCGAGUACCUGACUCUUUUCACAGAAGUGUGGAUGCGUCUCCACAAUCGAAGAGAAUUCCCGCAUCAUUAUCUAUCCGUUUCGGGUCAUGUUUUGGAAUUUGGUUUUGUCUUUCAAUAUCGAGGUGGUGAUUUUCGUUAGUUCCCGCAUGACACCUUGCCCACUAGGAAUGGAGCACAAGACACUAGACAGACGGUUGGCGGUUGACGGUUGGUGGUUGGCAUCUGCAUGUACUGACGGUACAGGAUGUAUGUAUGUGUGUGCUGUACCCAACAAGAAGAGGGAGAGAAAGCAAGAAAGAAAGAAAGAACGAGAAGAACGAAAGAACGAGAGAAGAGAAAGUCAAAGAGCCGGAAUGAUGCAGAUAGAGUCGAAUCAAACCCAUCCUAUUGAUCGAUCAAUCACUUAUCCCAUCGAGUGCAGGGGUGAGAAAAGGGAGUCCAAUAAUACCUCGAUACCAAAUGCGACUCCAUAAUCUAUCAUGAACCACCCACAACAGCAACUUACUUACGGAGCAGCUGUUGUGACGGCCGGCGACGGCCCC
Messenger RNA from Aspergillus saccharolyticus JOP 1030-1, 608 nucleotides. RefSeq lists its product as uncharacterized. Bases 234 to 539 code for a protein of 101 amino acids. Lineage: Eukaryota; Fungi; Ascomycota; Eurotiomycetes; Eurotiales; Aspergillaceae. The transcript has a single exon. The record is from RefSeq and is a predicted model, not a curated record.